UGGAGAGCUCAGAUGUAGCAUGUGCAAAAAGCAGGAAUAAGGCAGGCUUGCGCUUGAUCAAGCCAAAGAAAAACCUCUCCAGAGAGAAUAUAGAAAAGGAAACCAAAUGCUGAACUGAAAUACUGGCUCCUAAGAAGUCCUCCUAACUCCUGCUGCUUCCAGCAAAAGCAGAGAUCUCUUGACACCUUGCAGAAGCUCAGAAACACCUGGCUGGCUCUCAAGGUUUCAGGUACCUAAUGUGACUGCCCAGCUCAGCAUUUGGCUCUCCCAUACUGAAAACUAAGGACCGAGCCUGACACAGGCUCCUGCAGCUGUGUUCCUGCCAACAGUGCAAAUAACUGACCAGCUUGUGAUGAUGUUUAUUACUGCUUGAAGCUGCUGUACUGAAAACAAACAGUAGAAGAAUGUGGAAGAAUUCAAGCCUCCGCUGCUUUUUAGCACUAGCUAUUUUAUGUUCAAGAAGCUUGAUAUAUAGCCAAGAGAUAGGUUCUCUUGGCCACCCUCAGAAUUUGAAAUGUGUAACACGUAACUUACAUAAAAUGAUCUGUACUUGGGAUGUCUCUUCUAAAGGAAGACAUGGACAAACUGAUUUUUGCUACACUACCAAUGACCUCCCCCCUCCAGUGUGUUUUAAAACUAAGGAGAAAAGGGUCGAGAUUCCUGUCCCAGAGAGGUCUACCACAGUGACAAUAACCACAAACAGCAUUUCUGGGACUACUUUUGCUACCAAAGAUUUUGAAAUUCAUGAGAAAGACAUCUCAUUUGUUCCUUUCACUCCACGUAUUCUUAGUUUAACACCUGACUUUUCAACUUCCACUUUAAAUGUGAAAUGGAGUGAUAAUGGAUCAGUCUUCCCAUACGGACUGGAUGCAUUUUGGCAGAUUCAGAUACUCCGUGGAGAAGCAAUGGAAAAAGUUGUACAAGUAAUGUACUAUUCAAAAAUGACUCACGAAGACGUCAUCCUUUCUUGGAACUGGACAUCAGAUACGCCUUUGGAGUGUACAUCGCAUUAUGUGAAGAUUCGCUGUUAUAUUAAUGUAACACAAUUUGUUGGCCCCAAGGACUGGAGUGACUGGAGCCCAGUAGGAGAGAUCCCUGGAAAAGAUACCGAGCCCAAUGGAAAUGGGGUGUUUCCUCAGGACACUGUGGUGGCAGUAGGUUCAGAUGUGACAAUUUGUUGUGUCCAUGAAGAAGGACAGCAGAUACAACGGAUGACUUAUGGACCAGACAUAUACCCAAUGAUACAUCUGAGCAGUCGAAGCAGUGCCAUCAGAGUGCUAAAUGCCAGUGCUUCAGAUACCAGUGGGACAAAUGUAGUGUGUAUACUGUCUGAAGAUGAGAUGGAGGGAACUGUCUUGUUCGUAGGAUUUGCCCCUGAUAUUCCCCAAAACCUCAGCUGUGAAACAUCCAACUUCCUGACAAUAAAAUGCACCUGGAAACCAGGCAGACCCAGUGGACUAUACGGAAAUCGAAAAACAAAUUACAGUUUAUUUGAAAGGACAUCUGGUAAAAAUGUUUCAUGCAAAGUCGAUGAAAUGAACAGAGAACGUGUCUGUGGCUUUCCAGUGCUGGGUGAUCAAAACAUCUACGAUUUUGUAUUAGGUGUCUCCAAUCCUAUUGGGCAAACAGAGGCAUCACUUUUGGUUGAUUUAACUCACAGAGUUCAUCCAAAAUCUCCAGAAAAGUUAACUGUUUCUGGAACCAGCUCUACAAGUGUCCGUCUGCAUUGGUUUAUAAAUGGCAGCUUUGCUGAGAUCAGACUUCUGUGUCAAAUUGAAAUUAGCGGUGGUCACUCUGAGCGAAAACUGCACAGUGUCACCAUGCCUGGUGGAAACUUCUCAACUUACACAGCUCAGCUGAAUGGAUUGCAGCCAUAUACCAAAUACCGGUUCAGUGUGCGCUGUUCGGCUGCUGACCACUUCUGGAGGUGGAGUGACUGGAGCAGGACAGAGGAGCACACAACACUGGAAGCCCCUCCAUCGCAAGGACCAGAUAUCUGGAGAGAGAGAAGUCCUUCUGGAAAAAGCAUAAAAAUCUUCUGGAAGCCUUUAUCCCUUUCUGAAGCUAAUGGAAAAAUUGUAUCUCAUGAAGUAUCCUGCUACCAGCUAGAGACACCACUGGAGUUUAAAGAGGUCACCGAACCCUCAAACAGUACUGAGAUAAAACUUGGAAAAAAUGACUGUGUCAUUAGUGUUGUAGCCAAAAACCAUGCAGGCUCAUCUCCUCCUUCAAGAAUAACAAGCGUAGAACUUCCAAAUGACAAUGUCAAAACAGAUCGGGCUAUGGCAAUGGGGAAUGGAAUUUAUAUUUCUUGGAAUUCUUACCCCAACAUGACCUGUGGCUACAUAGUAAAAUGGUGUCAUUCAUCUGCGUCUGAACUGUGUAGUGUGGACUGGCAGAAAUUUCCUUCAAAUACAACGGAUGCGGUGAUAAAGUCUGCAUUCUUUAGACCUGGCGUGAGAUACAACUUUUCACUAUAUGGCUGCAAAUCCAGUGGAUAUCAGUUAUUGAAAAACAUAACUGGGUAUAUGAAAGAGCUGCCUCCAAAACGUGCACCAAAUUUUACUGUAGAAGAAACUUCCUCAGAUUCUAUCUUGGUAAAAUGGGAAGACAUUCCUAUUGAAGAUUGUCAGGGAUUUUUAGAGGGAUAUCGGCUUUCCUUUGCAAAAGGUGAAAAAGAUGCUUUAAAGCCAAGGCUUUCUGAAUCAGGGAAUCCAGAACUUAAAGUUAAGAAUAUCACUGACUUAACAAAGAAGUCUUUGAAAAUACUUGAUCUUCAAGGCAAAACAAGUUACCAACUGGACCUGCAAGCCUAUACUGCUGGUGGGUUGAGCCCUCCAAACAGCCUCUAUGUGGUGACAAAGGAGGACUCCGUAGGAUUAAUCAUUGCAAUUCUCAUCCCCAUGGCAGUGGUUGUGUUGCUUGGAGUGGUGGCCAGCAUCUUCUGCUACCGAAAGAGGGAAUGGAUUAAAGAAACAUUUUAUCCAGAGAUCCCAAAUCCUGAGAACAGUAAGGCACUGCAGUUUCAGAAGAACAUCUGUGAGGGGAAUAAGGCGCUUAAAACACUGGAAAUGAAUCCCUGUACACCCAAUAGUGUUGAAGUGGUGGAAACACAGUCUGCAGCUCCCAAGAUUGAAGACACAGAGAUGAUGUCGCCAGCAGCCGACACCACUGUGCCUGAAGAUGGCUCUGACUCAGAAAUGGAGAACCAUGUUGUUGUGUCCUACUGCCCCCCUAUCAUUGAAGAGGAGAUCUCAAAUUCCCCUAUGGAUGAACCUGUGGGGUCAUCUCAGGUUGUUUACAUUGACAUCCAGUCAAUGUAUCAGCCUCAAAUUAAACCAGAGGAAGAGCCAGAAAUAGACUUAGUGACUACAGCAGGCUAUAAGCCACAAAUGCAGCUGCCUAUCAGUGCUGUGAAAAUUGAGAGUCGCUCACCUGCAGAGGAAGAGUUGGAUAAAAGUGCAGGUUACAGACCUCAAGCGAACACAAAUGCCUGGAACAUGGACACUCCAGACUCUCCUGGAUCAGUUGAAAGCAACAAUGAAAAUGCAUCUUUUGGGAGCCCAUGCUCCAUUAAUUCCCGACAGUUUCUGCUUCCCCCAAAAGAUGAUGAAGACUCCCCCAAAUCCAGUAACAUAGGGUGGUCCUUCACACACUUUUUUCAGAACAAGCCAAAUGAUUAAUACUGAGUCCGUGUUGCUGCCUUCUGAAUCUGCCUUCUAAAUAAGCUCUUACUCCUGAUGUUGUAAAGAAAGGAGGAAGAAAAGUGCAAAAGACAUGAAUUAUUCUUGGAGACAGUCAGCAGAGGUUCUGGUGAGCUGAAUGUUAUGUUUAAGUUAGCAGAAGCGUUAAUGCUGCAUUUUAGUAGAGGCCAAGAAGCCAAAGUUAUAGCAAUUUGGUUAUUACUCUAGUAAAAUAUAUUGGAUAUUAGGGGUAUUGACUUUAGAGCUCCUGAUAAUCAUAAUCAAAGAACUCUGCCUCCUUCACAUAGUGCUCCAAGAUUAAUACAGUCUCAUGCAACUUAUAACUUGGAACGAUUACUUUGCUUUGUUGUAGUUGUUCUAAAACAUACAUGCUCAAAUGACACAGCCCCAACAAGUUUCCUUACUGAAGGUUUCGUUUAUCACAAACCUCAGCCUAAUGGAAACAUGGAAACAACAUGGCUGGAAACCAUUGAGAUGUUUUACCUAGUUAUAAACUAAGAACAAGUGAGUGUGCUAUUUUUUUUUUUUUCACAUACAAAAGGGGAUUGUCACUGUUUAACACUUCUAAAGCAACAGCCAUUCAAAUCUGUUGCUUUUUAACUAGACACUAGCUUCUGUACCUACUGUACAAUGUAUAUUCAAUGUUUGACUCAGGGGUACAAACUUGGGGGAAAAAGUGUAACACUGAUUUAAACCUCAACGAGAACUGCAUAAAGUUUAAAACUUUUUUUUAAAAAAAUCUUAGAAUGCUCUAUAUUUUUUCUAUCCUUUAGUUAAGGAGUUAAUCUUUCCUAAUGUAUUGCACUAAUGUAUUUUGUAUUUCAUAGCUUCAGCUCCAGAUCUCCUGCUUCAAAGUGGUACAGUACUCCGUUUGCCCCUACCGUUUAGCAGUCUUUGCACUAUACAGUAAUGUAAGCCAUGGGGAAAUGUCUGUCUGCUAACAUUAAAUAUCCAAGCAGUUUAGCACAUGAAAUUAGAGGUAGUAGUACUAGGUCCUUGAGAACUAAAUGCUCUUUGGAUGCUCUUUGCCACCUGCUGCCUGGCUGUUCUCCAGUGUCUACCCAACAAGAGCUUCUCUACAAAUCCCACCUAGGAGUACACAGUGGGAUUUCUCUAGUGGCAAGGAGAAACCCAUUUCAUGCCACUAAUUCUGCCUCUCCUUCACCAGAUAUGUGAUGCAAAGAAAGCUUAAAUGAUGUACAUUUGUGUGCUUAAAGGAGUGUUCAGAACAAUUGUCUUUGUAAAUGCUCGUUUCACAUAUGCAUCUUUAGGCAGCUGUAGUUGUAACAUUUCACUGUGUGAAGUUCAGACUGUUACAUACAUGAAUUUCACUCGCUUACAUGAGAAAGUGCUUUCUAACUUAAGUGUUCCUUACUGUAAAACACAGCGGUGAGAGAUCACGUUAAAGAUGUUGAUUAAAAAGGGCCUCCAUCAAGUCCUAACCAAAUCUUUUUUUUUUUUUUUUUUUCCAAUUUCUUUAGAUACUUUGUGGGGAUUUUUUAGUAAAUAAGAUGGGGGAAUGGCUUUCUAAGUAAGAUCUCAAAACAGAUAAGGAGGCUGAAUUGGCUAAGCUGAUAGCUGUAAAGGUGUGAGAAGACCAGGAGGAUGGGUAGCUUGGCAGACAUUUGGUCUCCAAAACAUAUGAUCUGGCUAUCAAAAUAAACCCAAGCAUUAGGUUACGUCUAAUCACAGCAGCAGAUGGUGCAGAUGUUGGUAUGUCUCUGCCUUUUCCAUAGAAAAAAUACAGAUAGCUUUCAAAACUGUCAAAAAGGCAAAACGCUGAAUAGCAUCCAAAUCACCAUCAGUAACAAUUGGCUGUGUGCCUCCUGGAAGAAUGAUAUAUGAAGACAGUAAAAAUAGAUCUGUCUGCUGACCUGCCAGAGUGCAAGGUGUGUCUGAAAGAAGAGAAAGUGCAGAUAAGAUUCUGCUUUUGAGGUGGAAUCUUUGAAUUAACAGAGCUGAACAUGAAAAGACAGACAGGCAGUGCAAAGAGCUGGUGUGCAUCUGUCACCAGACAUCACCUCAGGUGAAAGUUUUGUGCCUGAUCUAUUGCUGCCUCUUCCUUAGAACACUAAACUAAUGCAUAAAAUACUUAGAACACUAAACUAAUGCAUAAAAUGAAGCAGUUCUGCUCUUUGUGCUUGAUAGCUGGAAGAUGGCUAAGUCCUAAUAGUAACAACCCUUUCCCACAAUAUUUCUUUUAGAGCAAAUAUUUUCCACUACUGCAGAUUUGGCUUAAUGUGUUUAUCUCCUACGAUGAAUUUUAGAUUCUACUGCCAUAUGCUUUUAAUUGAAAGCAGAAGAUGUCAGGGACAGAGUGUAUGGAUAAACAGUUUCUCAAUGCAGAGGAGCAAUCAAUAUUGUAUGGUGAUUCAAACAAAAAAACCCCUCGGUAGCGGAAUAGCUGAUCAUGAAGGAUAAACGUGCUUUCGUAUGACUGUGUAUUGCAAGAAAGAAAACCAAACUCAAGUUUGAAAGUAAUAGCAAAUUUAAUUUGGCAGACUGGAAGACAGGGCAGCUGCAGAGGGCGCAGAGCUCACAGGAAACAGCCUAACACCCUUUGCAGUGCUCCCAUAAACACAACGAUCACAUACUGAGGUUUUCCUUUGUGCUGCUCUUCCUAUUUGAUGAAGAAAUUUAAAAUUGCCUUGUGAUUAGGUAGAGGAAAGGUCCACAAAUACAGGGUCUGCCUUGUUGUUAUCAAAGCACUCUUGUAUCAUUAUCCAUCACUUUUUUUAAAAAAAAAAAAGCAAACAACUUUGACUAUACAUUUUGUUUGACUGGUGUUCUGACUUCCAGGAUGCAGAGCAGAAAAGUCUGUUAACAGCAGUGGCUCACCGUAUGCAUCAUCUUGUAUCCAUAGCAGAAGAAUGGGGUGAAUGGAGGAGAAACACAGGCUUGUGCAGCAUAUGUAGCAUCAUUUACUGUUGCUUAAUGGUUAUGAACCAGUAAGCAGUUCAUUCCAGCACUUGCAAUUCAGCUGCUUCACCUCUGUGGUUUCCUUUGAGCCUAUUCAGUGCUGGCAGUGAGGACUCUGUUCAAAUGUCUGUCUUAACUCCAAAUACCAAAUGGGUAUCAAGAGGGUGUGUGCUAAUUUAGUAACCACGUGAAAAUGCACCUCAGUGCAUGGAGCGGUGAGAAUGAGUGUCAAGGAGUGUCAGGGAACAGACUUGCUUUUUGAGCCCAAGUGUCUCUUAAACCAGUGAAGCAUCUUUAGGAAUGUCUUCUUACCGAACUUGCUUUCAAAGCACAGUGCUGUUCAGCUUCUAAAUGCAUUGAUAACUAAUGUAAGACUAAAACUUUAGGCUUCAGAGGGGAUUGUACUCAUAUUAGUGCCUUUGGGCUUCCUGGUGAGCCUCUUCAGUCAAAUGGUUUCUGAAACAUAUUGUAGGAAACUUAAAAGACUGCAUUUCCUAACCAUCAUUUUCUGAAAGGUUUUAUUCCUACAUUUAAAGUCUAUUUUGCUUUUCUUCAUUUGCCUGUUUGCUUUUUUUCUAGAAGAAUAGAAAAUUCAGCUUUUUUAAAAAAACAAACAGAACAAAAAAAAAAAACCAGCUUACAGAAGGGAUGCGACCAGAAGGGAUUGUGUCCAAAAUGUUGUUACUCCUAACUUAGUGCUUCAAUCCUCAAGUUGGAUCACUGUUUGGAGGUGUAGGGUGUUAAUGCCAAGCAAUUUCUUUCUGAAGCAAGUCAUCGGUGCUGCUGCUUUUUAAUUUUUGAGCCAUGCCUGCCAUAUGUGACAAUUUGGGGGUUGUGAUGGGUUUUCGUACCAUUCAUUGUUAUGUGUGGAACAUCAGUCACAUUUGAUGUAACAUCCUGCACUCUCCUAUUUGACACGUUCAUUAUUUUUUGUUGAUCUGACACGUAGGAGGAUCUGGGAUCCUGGUUUUGUGUUAAACUUUGGGGUGGUAGAUCGGCAUGUGAUAUACCUCACAAAACUUCUAGUUAAUAUGUCAACAAAAUAGUAAGCUAAUGUUACAGGCAGGCUAGUGAAUUACCUCCGCUGCUAUGCAGGGCUGCAUAGGCAAACUUAGGACCCAAUGACUGACAUUUGCUGUGGUAGCUGUCUUUAUUACCUGUAGUUGCUGCUUUCGUGAGUAAAGCAUUUCCAAAGGGAACCAGUAGCCACGUUAUCUGUCAUAGAACAAUUGGUGAAUGUGGCAUCUUUGGAUUAUGUGGGGACCAGAGCUUUCCCCUGCUGGGAACACAGCAGCAGCAAGCUCCUGCUGACCUUGAGUUUCAGGCUGCUCUGAAGAGGCAUGUUCAAGCUGCCUUGGUUUUUUUUUUUUCCUGGUAAGUUUAGCUGGGUGAAGCUUAGGGACGUGUUGUUUCCUGUGAUGUCCUCCAGGACACUCAGUUGAAUAUGAAUAGUAGCAAAAAUGAAGGCCAUGGGAUGCAUUGGAGGGAGAAGGUGUCUAGACAUCACUCUGAAAAGGCAAUGAGAAACCACGUGCUCUAUUUUUACCCACAUAUUGCUUUGUAAAUAGAAUAUUUGUAUACCUACAAGUGGAUAGAAAUAUAGUGAAAGAGUUUGAAAUACGUAAGAAAAAUGUAACAUUUAAAGAACCAGAGUGCUAACAAGACUCUGUGUAAUAUAAAUCUAUCAGGAGCUUACCAUGUAAAUAGCAUCUUCUGUUCUGCCACAGACUUUUGACGAAGACUUCAAUGCAAAUGGCAUGAGGAUUUUAACAAUAAGAAAAGUUGUAACUCCUUAUGCACAUAUGUGCUUAUAUUAUUAUGUACCUAUGUGCAUAUUGCAGAGGAAGUUGACUUGCAAUUCCCAAAGCGAUUUUCUUGGAUUCUUGUACUUAAAUGUGUGGCCUCUAAGGUGCAGUUUUGUUCAGAUGAAGGAGCUGCCAUUUGCACUUGCCUGGACACACUACUCAGGAGUUUGUACUGCUGUGCAGUAAGCAGUGUCCUGUGUGGCCGAUGCUCAGAGAUGCUGUAGGGAGUUCACAAGAUUUGUUGUUGGCUUUUUCUUUGCCUUUUCUUUAGGAAGCCUGGGAACACAGUCCCAGACCCCACAUACCAGCUAAAAAAAUGCUGGAGUGUUUAAAAACUAAUUUCAUUAUGCUUAAAUUUUUAAAUAGGUCCUUAGAAGCUUCAAAACAGUUUCUUCCCUAAGAAUUUUCUUUCUUCUUCUCCCCCAUUUACAUAACUCUGGAUUUUCCCCAGUGUUUCUAAGAUAGUCAGUGUUUUGUUUCCUCUUUUGCAUGUUAUGCAAACAAAGCUCAGAUGAUGUUGGCAGGGGUUUCUGUAAUUUUACAAGUUGUCCCAGGGUGCAUGACAAUACUUUUUCCCUGCAAAAAUGUCUAUUAAUUCCUUCUGCUUCUACAACCGAAAAGUCUCCAGAGAAAUUCUGCGUUUUGGAGGGCAGGGGCUCGGCAUCCCUGGUGACUUGGUCUAAUGACAAGCUGCUGCGUGAGAGGAUGUGGUUAAUUCCUCUCCGGUCUCACCCUCUCCUUGUGCCAGCUUUCCAGGAGAUCUUGUGAUGCAGUGGAGCCAAUGGCGUCCUUAUUUUUUAAUGUGAUACCUAACAGAAUCUCUAGGUAGUUUUUUGGAUGGUCCCAAAUCUGCAUUUCAACUGUUGCUACAUGAAAGCAAGCUCCAGUGGAAGCAUCUGCACGGCUUCCAUGAGAAGGUUAAUACCUUUGCAACUCAUUUGCUCUCAUGUGCAAUAUGUAGUAAGUAAAAUUUACCCAGGGGCAAAGGAAAAAAUUAAAUGCUCUCAUUUUCAUUAUUUGGGUUGAGAAAAAUGCAAAAAAGACAUUUCUCAAGCAGGGCAAAGCAAAACAGAAAUUGAUAAGGCCUCGCACUUCUUGGUAGUAAUACAAUAACAAAAGAAUCCUUGAACGUCACUUUGUCAAUGUUUCCUUAAUGUAAUUCAGGAGUGGCUGAGGAUGAAUAUUUUAGGCUUCAUAUCAUGUCCAAAAAGUUUGCGAAGCAGGGGAUAGCAAAAAAAAGAGAAGAUAGCUGAAUCAACUCAUGUCUCAAAUCCUACCCAAGUAAUUUGAACUUUGAUUGUUUUGUGGCAAGCAAAACAGUGAAGCUGGUGGAGUCAUGCAGGUCACCUGGAAAAAAAGCCCAACAUUGUACUAUAAUGCUGUAACUUUUAAAAUGUAUACUGUGAACAGGUUUAAUGGUUUUUUUUAGCUUUUUUAUACCAUAUUUUUUUACAGCUUAAAUAAUGUUUAGAAAUGUUUUUAUGUUCUGUUUUCAUGAAGAUUUUAAUGGACUUCUGUUUAAUACUGGUGAAAAUAUUGUUUGCCAAGUUGAAAUAGUCAUCUGUAGAAAUUAAUUCUGAGAAUAAAUCAAUAAAUCAGGCUGACAAAGGAGUCUUCCUAACACACUAAAUCUAAUCAGUCAUUUAACAUAUUUCUGUUGCUGAGUGAUCAACUGAAGUUUUCUGGCUUCCAAAUCCACUAUUGAAAAAAUAUUUCUUUCGUAAUUUAAGCAAGAUCGUCAUGAGGCAGUUUAAUAGUGUUGUAGUAUACGAAGUAAAGUACUGAUUCAACGGAGUGUUAUCAACGUGAAAAUUUAGUAGCUAAGCGACUAAACAAAUGCAUGCUUGAAAAAAGAACGUAUGGGAUCAUAAUGGGGAAAUAAUGUUCCAGUGUGGCAGAUAACAUUUAAGACUAACCCAACACUACAAUACCAACUUUGCAUACAUUUUAAACCUCGUUUGCUUGACUGUUGUAACUCCUAUUGUAUGGCUUGGUUGUCUAAAAAUACGCAUGUAUUUAACAAUUUUAUCACAGUACUGCCAUGAAAUUUAAUAAAUAUAUUUUCUUACACUCUUA
Messenger RNA from Cuculus canorus (common cuckoo), 10504 nucleotides. Its product is annotated as LIF receptor subunit alpha. The record is from RefSeq and is a predicted model, not a curated record. Gene Ontology annotation, biological process: positive regulation of cell population proliferation; cytokine-mediated signaling pathway. Gene Ontology annotation, molecular function: leukemia inhibitory factor receptor activity; cytokine binding; ciliary neurotrophic factor receptor binding. Lineage: Eukaryota; Metazoa; Chordata; Aves; Cuculiformes; Cuculidae. The transcript has 21 exons. Gene Ontology annotation, cellular component: external side of plasma membrane; signaling receptor complex; membrane. The coding region runs from base 405 to 3683 and encodes 1092 amino acids.